Messenger RNA from Bactrocera dorsalis (oriental fruit fly), 2438 nucleotides. RefSeq names its product probable cytochrome P450 311a1 (gene Cyp311a1). Gene Ontology annotation, molecular function: heme binding; oxidoreductase activity, acting on paired donors, with incorporation or reduction of molecular oxygen; monooxygenase activity. The record is from RefSeq and is a predicted model, not a curated record. NCBI's taxonomy places the organism in Eukaryota, Metazoa, Arthropoda, Insecta, Diptera, Tephritidae. The coding region runs from base 868 to 2358 and encodes 496 amino acids. The transcript has 6 exons.
AAAAUCAUAGAUGAACAUAAUUUACAAAAAUAAAAGUAUAUCAAAAGCCGGCUUUUAAAUAAUUCUUUAGCUUAGACACACAAAUUCUUGUUUACGCAAUAACAGUAAUUAAAAGAGUUCAAGGUAGCUUUUUGGUGCAUACAAGCGUGGAUAAGCACAUAUGUAUGUAUAUGUGUAUAUGUAUGUAUGUAUAUAGAUUUUAAAAAAUAUUGCUUUUCUGCAGCUAAGUCGAUCAGUUUAGCGCAGCUUAUCGCUUGGUGCACACGUAAAUCUUUAUUGCCGCUCUAACUGGUUAAAAUACAGCAAAAAUUAAAAACCAUAUUGAACGGUAUUAGUAAAGUAUGUGUGUGUGAGUAAAAAAAGUACGCAAACGAUAAUUAAACUGUAAAUAAAUUUAAAAAUUUUUUAAAGAAAGACAAUAAAAAAAUACAAAUUUACUUAACGAAAUUAAAUAAAAUUAUUAUAUUAUAAAAAAAAAUUGAAUAAUUUAAAAAAAAAUAAAAUAAAUUUCAAAAAAAUAAAAAAAAAUUAAAAAAAUAAAUAAUAAAAUAAAAUUAAUUAAACAACAAAUUAUCGUAGUUAAAAGCAAAAACUAUUUUAAUAAAAAAAUAUAAAUAAAAAUAUCCAGAAAAUUUUGAAUAAUAAAAUUUUAAUGCAAUAAAUGCAUAGGAAAUAAAUUUUCAAAAAUAUUAAACAAAAAGAUCAUAAAUAAUAAAAAAAUAAUACAAAAAAUAUACCAUAUAUAAAAAAUAAAAUAUUAAUUCAAUAAAUUUUUAAAAAAGCAUAUACAAAAAUAAAUUAAAAAAAAAUUCCCAAUAACAGAAAACUGAACAAUAAAAAAUUACACAUCUCUAUGUAACUAAAAACAUGUCGUUGGUGCUAGUUAUAUUUUUAACCUUUGCGGCGUGCUAUUUUAUACGCGCUAAAUGGCCGGUUUUUACUGUCGGUAGACGUAUACGCGGACCAUGGGCCUUGCCGUUGGUCGGUAAUGUGCAAAUGAUCAGCAAAUUGAAGCCGGAAUCUUUAUUCAAAAUCGUCGCAGAGUUUCGCGCUAAAUACCGUGGAACUUAUCGUUUAUGGCUCGGGCCGGAGUUAUGGGUCUUUCUGCAUAGUCCAGCGGAGACGCGUGAAGCUUUGCAUGACACGACAUUAACGAGACCGGUGGCAUUUCAACAACUAAGCGUAUUAAUCGGUAAUGGACUGCUGAUAAGUCAUGGCAAACAAUGGGAAACUCAUCGACGCGCACUAAGUCCCGCCUUUCAUGCAAAUAUACUAAAUACUUUUGCACCCGUGAUAGCGCAGCAUGGCGAGGAGUUGGUGCGAAAACUGCGUGCGACCGAGGGCAGCUCAGUAGAAGUUAGUGAUUAUCUCUUCGCUUGUGUACUGGAUGCGAUAGUAGAAACCUCUAUGGGCAAACAGCUGAACUCGCUCACGGAUCCACAUAAUAGCUAUGCGCAUGCUUUUCACAAAACCAGUGAACUGCUCUUCAAACGCAUGACGAAUCCACUAUUGGCGCUGGAUUUCAUAUUUCAACACACAAAUAUGUAUCGCGAGCUGAGCGCCUCUGUCGCAGUGAUACAUCAGCUGAUGGCUACUGUGAUUGAUGAGCGCAUCGCGGCACUUAAACAAGAGGAGUCGUUGAUUUCUGGCGUUAUUACGGCACCAGCCGAGGAAGGCAUACGCAAGCAGCGUCGUACGUUGCUGGACACACUGUUAACCACUCAAAUAGGCGGGGAAGGGUUGACACGCAGCGAAAUUUGUGACGAGGUGAAUACGUUUGUGUUUGCGGGUGUUGACACCACCACAGCAGCGAUGUGUUUUGUGCUCUACAGUCUAGGUAAAUAUCCGGCGGAACAGCAUAAAUUGUUGACAGAAAUUGAAGAACAGCUCUCCCUUGGUGCGGAACUCACUGCCGAAGCACUCAAUCGUUUGACAUAUUUGGAUCUUUUCGUCAAAGAGGUCUUACGUUACUACACUGUAGUGCCGCUCACGGGACGCCAGACUACUAGCGAUACGGUGAUCGGUGGGCGGCGCUACUGUGCUGGUAUAACACUUUGGAUUGAUUUGUAUGGACUUGCACAUGAUGCGCAAUAUUUCGAUAAGCCGGAUGAGUUUCAACCGUUGCGUUUCGCGCAAACACAGAAGGAGCACUUGCCGCCAUAUGUUUAUAUGCCAUUCUCGGGUGGCCCACACAUUUGUAUAGGUCGUAAUUAUGCAUUACUUAUUAUGAAAAUGUUGACGGUGCAGAUUUUGUGCAAUUUUGAGGUAAACUUGCGCGAUCCACAUGAAGAGUUGGUGCUGCAGUCGCAAAUGGUGCUAAAGUCGCUGCAUGGUUUCAAUUUGAUGUUCAGGCAAUGAGUAUAAAUUACUGAGAAUAUAGUGUCGAUAUUUUUAUUAUUUAAUUAAGAGUCUGAAUAAAGUGCAUCACUGCAAAACUA